Mycosarcoma maydis (corn smut) is the source of this 1779-nucleotide messenger RNA. RefSeq lists its product as uncharacterized. Lineage: Eukaryota; Fungi; Basidiomycota; Ustilaginomycetes; Ustilaginales. Gene Ontology annotation, cellular component: plasma membrane. Bases 1 to 1779 code for a protein of 592 amino acids. The transcript is spliced from 6 exons. The record is from RefSeq and is a predicted model, not a curated record. Gene Ontology annotation, biological process: glycerol transmembrane transport; water transport. Gene Ontology annotation, molecular function: water channel activity; glycerol channel activity.
AUGCAGCGCCCUUGGGCGUUGGAUAACGCAGUGGCAAACAUGAGCGACGACUGGCUCCGCAUUGAUUCAGAAGAUGGUGCAAUCGUCGCAGCCGACGGUAGCCCGAUCGGAUCGACGUGCGAUGCUUGGUUUGCUUCAGAGUCAAGCUUGCGAGCGGUAGCCGCAUCGGUGCUGCCACAUCCGACGAGCACUCCACGACAAGCUGUACGUGCGUAUCACAGCAUCACCUCGGUCGAGCUUACGUGCAAGCGUGCUGUGGAGUCGCAACAGCACAUUGGCGCAUCUACGCCGAUUGCCGACGCCCAGGCCAGACACCAAGCAACUAGCUCUCGAAAAGCAGCGCAGCUUUACGAGUGUCCUCCAGAGCCGGCAGUGCGCGUACAGAGUAGACCGCAACUCGAAUUGUCGGACAGCAGUCCCACCGCAGAGACAGCCAGGGCUCCCCGAACGGCGAGUAACAUCCAAGCCGGUGCCCUGGACCAACACGAUCGAGCCUCUCUCGUCGACGUCUCGCCAACGCCCAGCAAGCACAUGAAAUCUUGGUCUAUGCCCUUCCUCCCCCCUCAGCGCUUCUACGUGCUAUUCUCGAACGCGUGCGUCCAGCGAAAGCAUCAAGUGCCGACUUGGAGAAUCGCUCGACAAGCGAGCAAACUCGACAUCCUGGACUGUCCGGUGCUAACCCUAUUCCACGCGGUCGCGCUGCAGGUGGACCGGCGGCUGACGUACGAAUCUGCAAGCCGAGUACGCCUUGCCAUCGUCAGAGCAACCUCACGAAAGAGCGUCGGAACGCAGGCGGAUGCUUGGAACAAGGUCCGCCAUUCGACGAGAUGCAACAAUUGUGAACGGAAAGAACGAGGAGCGAUGCAAGCGCUCAUUGGCAGAAAACCCAACAAGGAUCACUUCAACAGUACUGCGCGCGGUCUGAGUGAGAGUCAGCGUAGCUCAGCUAGACGCGAUAAGUUACAAGAAGUGCAUGGCUCGCAAGCAGCGUGCCAUCGCACGCGAAAUGUCGCGAUGCGAACGAGAACAGCGAACUGGAGCACACAGGACGAGCGAAGCAAUUCCAGCAGAGAUGGGUAUCACUACGAAAUCAAGAAAGAGCUAGACGUAGUGCAAGGCGAUGACGACGAACAAUGGCUAGGCGAACAGGGCUGGUUGGCGGACGAAAGCCUAACCCCCCACCAUUUGGGUCGCACGCGCUAUCACACUCACGAGUUUCUCGCCAAGUUGCCAAGCUGCUGGCAACGAUGCUGUUCAUCACAGAGCAUAUCCAAGCCAGAACUGGGCAUGGGGGUUGGCAGUGGCCUCGACGAUCUAUCUGAGUGGAGUCAAGUGCCGGUCUACUGGCGUGCUCAGCUGCUCGGAUCGAUUUUGGGCGCGGCCAUCACGUACGCCAUCUACUUGGCUGCCAUCGACCAGCACCAAGGCGAUCGCAACAUUCGAACCGUUUCCGGAGAGCACAUUCGUGUUUGGCUCAGCGUCAGGAUUUGGAACCGAGGUGACGGCGACGAGCAUCUUGAUGGUGACGGCAAAGUCCACGCGCCGCCUUCGGACGGUCUAUCGGAGCUCGUGUUGGGGUUGGUGGUGGUGAGGAUCGGCAUGUCGCUUGCAUGGCCAACGAGCUAUGCGAUUUCUCCCGAGUUGGGAUCUGGGACCGCGACUUUUUCUAUACAUGUGGGCUGGGGAAGAGAGCUUUGCACGCACAACGCAUGUUGGUGGCUGUACCGCAGCCAGGCUGCUACAGGGACGCACUGCUGGGCGCUCUGCUGUAUGAUCUAG